Molecule: messenger RNA, 1743 nt
Organism: Oryzias latipes (Japanese medaka)
Lineage: Eukaryota; Metazoa; Chordata; Actinopteri; Beloniformes; Adrianichthyidae
Product: zgc:85777
Biological process (GO): fatty acid beta-oxidation using acyl-CoA dehydrogenase
Cellular component (GO): cytoplasm
Molecular function (GO): acyl-CoA dehydrogenase activity; flavin adenine dinucleotide binding
Source: RefSeq, a predicted model, not a curated record
CAUGCGCAUGCGCACCGCUGUCAUCAGAGAUGGCGCUGCGUGAAGGAUCCCGGAGGUUAAAGCUGCUGUUCCGCCUUCGUCAUUUACCCCAGCUCUCUCGGUUUGUUAGCGUCCGCUCGGUAUCUGAAAAUGUCUCAUCUAAAUCCAGUGCCUCAGAGACCGCGGACGACCACCUAAUCUACACACCAGAGCACUUUGCGUUAAAGGAGGCCUUGAGAAAGAUCAUCGACCAGGAGAUCAACCCUUAUGUGGAUCAGUGGGAAGCAGAUGGGAUAUUUCCAGCCCACAAGAUCUUCAAGAUCUUGGGAAACGCUGGCUUCCUUGGAGUCAACAAGCCAGUUGAGUAUGGAGGCUUGGGACUUGACUUCAGCUACAGUGUUGCCAUGGCGGACGAACUGGGGAACAUCCGCUGUGGAGGCAUCCCCAUGGCGAUCGGCGUCCAAACCGACAUGACAACUCCAGCAUUAGCCCGGUUUGGCUCCGAUGAGCUCAAGAAAGAGUUCCUCCUUCCGUCAGUCAUGGGCGACAAAGUGGCUUGUCUUGGGGUCAGUGAGGUUGGAGCUGGCUCUGAUGUCUCAAGCAUCAAGACCAAGGCUGUGAGGAAAGGGGACGAGUAUGUGAUUAACGGGGGGAAAAUGUGGACCACCAACGGUACUCAGGCUGACUGGAUGUGUUUGCUUGCAAACACCAGUGAUGGGCCCCCUCAUAAGAACAAAUCUCUCAUCUGUUUGCCCAUGAAUCUGCCAGGGGUCCACAUUGCCCGUAAGAUUGAUAAAAUGGGAAUGUGGUCAUCAGAUACAGCUGAAGUGUUUUUUGAUGAUGUCCAUGUGCCCUGCAAGAACGUCAUCGGAGAAGAAGGCAUGGGCUUCACCUAUCAGAUGCUGCAGUUCCAGGAAGAGAGGCUCUGGGCGGUGGCCAACAUUGUGACCACUAUGGAAAAUAUCAUCCAGGAGACCAUCCAGUACACACGGCAGAGGAAGAUCUUCAAGCUCCCCGUCCUUUACCACCAGACCGUUCACUUCCGGCUGGCUGAGCUGCAAACCGAGGUGGAGCUGCUUCGCUCCCUCCUGCAUCGGGCAACAGCGUUGUACAUUAAAGGGAACGACGUUACAAAACUGGCAUCCAUGGCCAAAUUAAAGGGGGGCCGCCUGGCCAGAGAACUGAGUGACAGCUGUCUUCAGUACUGGGGAGGCAUGGGCUUCACCAGUGAUGUGAUGGUUAGCAGAUUUUACAGGGAUUCCAGGUUAUUGUCCAUCGGCGCCGGGGCUGAUGAGGUGAUGCUGGGAAUAAUCUGCAAGUUCAUGGACACUUUACCCCGGAAGUGAUGUCAUUUGCAGCAGAUUCCUGCUCAGACGAUGAUAAUUAAUACAAGAGUGCAAUUUUAAACCAUCCUGACCUGUUCAGAUAUUUGUAAAAAAAAAAUUAGUUUGGAAAUCUCUUGUAAUUGUUUGCUUCUUUUAUUGAUGAAGUUAUGUUAAACGCUUUGAACACAUCCAGCAUGGAAACACAAACGAUGCCAUAAAAUCUGUUUUUAUUUACAUUUUUACUCAAGAAUGAAGGUCUCUGUGGUGAUUUACAAUGUCAGGUGAUGUAAUACAGACGUGUCCCUUAUGUGCUGCACUGUGUGUGUCCACAUUUAUGGGACUGAACAGUUGAAAUAAGAUUGACAUAAUUUUGUAUAACAAAUGUUUAUGCUCAUAGUUUGUAAAUCAGUGGCAGAAGAAUUAAAAUAGCAAAAAACAA